Messenger RNA from Cordyceps fumosorosea ARSEF 2679, 867 nucleotides. Its product is annotated as pyridoxamine phosphate oxidase family protein. The record is from RefSeq and is a predicted model, not a curated record. The transcript has a single exon. NCBI's taxonomy places the organism in Eukaryota, Fungi, Ascomycota, Sordariomycetes, Hypocreales, Cordycipitaceae. The coding region runs from base 1 to 867 and encodes 288 amino acids.
AUGAAGCUCUACGACACCCUCUCUGACGACCUCGCUGACUGGGUCCGGCAGCAGCCCGUCUUCUUCACCGGCUCGGCCUCCACCCACGGGCCGCACGUCAACGUCUCGCCCAAGGGCCUCACCGACUCGCACUUCGCCGUGCUCUCGCCCACCCGCUGCGCGUACAUCGACCGCAUGGGCUCCGGCUGCGAGACCAUCGCCCACAGCUACGAGAACGGCCGCCUGUGCCUCAUGUUCAUGAGCUUCGGACCCACCCCGCGCAUCCUCCGCAUCUUCUGCCGCUCCUCCGUCGUCGAGUGGGACAGCCCCCGCUUCCCGGACCUCGUCCGCGCCGUCUCGCGCGGCUCCAAGAACGCCUUUGACGGCGCCCGCGCCGUCAUCGUCUGCGACGUCUGGCAGGUCCAGACGAGCUGCGGCUACGGCGUGCCGCGCGUGAAGAAGGGCAUCUACGCCGCAGACGACGGUAGCAAAGAGGAUGACGAGGCGGAUCGUGCCUCGCAAAAGCCUGGCGGCGGCGGCGAUGCGACCGUCGAUAUGGAGAAGCUGCUCCGCGAGGGCCGCGACGAGGGCCAGAAGCUCACGGAGCUGUGCGUCUUUGAGCAGCGCCCGCACCUCGACUACUGGUCCGGCAUCAUGGUCAGCAGGAACACGGCUCACAAGUAUCAGGCCCAGAACAACUCAAGCAGCAUGGAUGGCCUGCCUGGCCUGAAGGCGGCGCGUCGCGAUAACAAGGAAGUGCUCUGGCUCGGCGAUGCAGCUGCCUAUCUGCGACGCACCUCUGCAGAGAAAGUGUCGGUGAUUAUUGGCUUCCUGCUCGGGGUAUCCUUUUAUUUUAUACUUGCGGUGCUGAACUUAGUGCCACAUUGA